AUGACCGAGGUGAUUACGGACCAAGUCCCCCCGAUCCUCCAUGGACCCUCUGAAAAGGAAAAGAAGUACGAUAGACAGCUGCGACUUUGGGCAGCAGCAGGACAGCAAGCUCUUGAGGAUGCCCAUCUCCUCCUGCUCAACUCUGGCGCAGGAACUGUUGGUGUAGAGACCUUGAAGAACCUCGUUCUUCCAGGUAUUGGCAAGUUCACGAUUGCGGACAGCGCUGUCGUUGGAGAGGCUGACCUGGGAGUCAACUUCUUUCUGGACCAAGAUAGCUUGGGCAAAUCGAGAGCUGCCAGCUGCGCCCAGCUACUACAAGAGCUUAAUCCGGACGUGAAGGGAGACUACUUUACAUCAACCAACGACCUCCCUUUUGAUGCUGAACAAAAGUACACCCUUAUAAUGUACACCAACCCGAUCAAGCCUGAAACCCUUGAACUCGUACAAAAGUAUGCUCUUGAGCACAAAGUCCCACUCGUCGUCAUCCAAUCUGCCGGAUUCUACUCCUACUUCCAGACAGUACUGCCCGGCAGCUUCCCAAUCGUGGAUACCCACCCAGACUCAACAGCUACAACCGACCUAAGACUCCUUACACCUUGGGCAGAGCUAUCAGCAUUUGUUGAGAUUUUGACAAAGGAUCUCGAGAACCAGCCUGCUCAUGAGCAUGGCCACAUACCAUACAUUGUACUGCUGCUGUACUUCCUGGCCAAGUGGAAGGAGGAGCAUGGAUCAUUCCCUUCAACAUACAAGGAAAAGACUGCUUUUAGAAAGGUUGUGUCAGAUGCUACCCGGACCAACAAUCCAGAAGGAGGAGAGGAGAACUUCGAGGAAGCUGUCUCGGCAGUUCUGAAGACCGUCUCCGCUCCAUCUUUGUCCAGUGCAGUAAAGGAGGUUUUUGAAUAUAAGCCAAAUGAGGUGGAGUCAAAGUCGAGCUUCUGGAUCAUCGCCGCUGCUAUCAAGAGGUUCUAUGAGGAGCACAAGGAGCUCCCACUACCAGGCUCAGUACCAGAUAUGAAGGCACAAUCAACAGUCUAUGUCAAACUCCAGAACAUCUACAAGGCGAAAGCUCGCCAAGAUGUGGCUGAGGUGCUGGCAAUUGUUCGGGGCCUCCCAGGUGGCGAAGAAGUGGAUGCAGCUGAAGUCGAAAGCUUCUGUAAGAAUGCUGCUUUUAUAAAGCUCAUCUAUGGGACCGAAGUGGGGAGGGUGAAUCUUCAAGAUAUCGCAAGCAAGUACCUCAGCUCAAAGCUCCUGGUGCCUACUAACGACUGCAUAGAACGAGAGUUUGAGAAUGAUGAAAAUGCCGAGAUUACUAUGAUGCCUCUCUCCCUCCUUCCAAUCUACUUGUCCCUGACCGCAACCGCUCAUGCGCCCUCUGCAACUUCCUCCCAGAUCCUCGCCACAAUCGACAAAACCAUCCCUGACGCUUCUCUAAACCCACGUGUCGUGGAGAUAGCUCAAGAAGUAGCCCGAGCCAAAGGUGGCGAACUUCACAAUAUCUCGGCAUUAACAGGCGGAAUGGUGGCUCAGGAGGUGAUCAAGAUCAUCACAAAGCAAUACAUCCCGAUCGACAAUACCUGCAUCUUCGAUGGGAUCACAAGCAGAACGCAAGUACUACGAAUAUAA
This is a messenger RNA of Drepanopeziza brunnea f. sp. 'multigermtubi' MB_m1, 1623 nucleotides long. The record is from RefSeq and is a predicted model, not a curated record. NCBI's taxonomy places the organism in Eukaryota, Fungi, Ascomycota, Leotiomycetes, Helotiales, Drepanopezizaceae.